AUGGCUGAUAUACCCGAUCCUUACGCGCCGGGUAAUCAUGGUGCAUACCUCUAUACCUAUGCCAAAAAGGUGGAUCUGGUGCCUCUCCCAGUAUCCAACAUAACCCAAUGUUUAAACUACGCUGGACUGCCCCGAGCUAUAGCUACCGCUGGCGCUGAGGAAGAAGAAGAGUUUUACUAUGGCAAUUCUCUCACCAACAAUGGCACGUAUGGGACCAAAACGGCCACCGGAAACUCGCGCAUCUUCAACUGUAAGCAUUGCCAGCGUGCGUUUACUCGCGAGGAACACUUGACACGCCAUAUUUUACUGACCCACAACAAAUUGAAACCGUAUGUGUGUGGCAUCUGUACGCGCCCAUUCUCGCGCCGCGACUUGCUUCUACGGCACGCAAAGAACCUUCACGACGGGUCCGAAGUGGCGGUGCUGCGGAUCCGGAAGCUGUAUAAGAAAUUAGAGAAGGACGAUUCCGAGCUGGGCUCCGGCGGUUCUGAUCAGCUGCAUGGCGACCUGCAAAAGAUGAAGAUGUCUGUCAAUAUGUUGGUCAGCUAG
Australozyma saopauloensis is the source of this 549-nucleotide messenger RNA. RefSeq lists its product as uncharacterized. Bases 1 to 549 code for a protein of 182 amino acids. The record is from RefSeq and is a predicted model, not a curated record. NCBI's taxonomy places the organism in Eukaryota, Fungi, Ascomycota, Pichiomycetes, Serinales, Metschnikowiaceae. The transcript has a single exon. Gene Ontology annotation, molecular function: DNA-binding transcription factor activity, RNA polymerase II-specific; RNA polymerase II cis-regulatory region sequence-specific DNA binding. Gene Ontology annotation, biological process: regulation of transcription by RNA polymerase II. Gene Ontology annotation, cellular component: chromatin.